This is a messenger RNA of Aspergillus versicolor CBS 583.65, 1980 nucleotides long. RefSeq lists its product as uncharacterized. The record is from RefSeq and is a predicted model, not a curated record. NCBI's taxonomy places the organism in Eukaryota, Fungi, Ascomycota, Eurotiomycetes, Eurotiales, Aspergillaceae. The transcript has 2 exons. Bases 1 to 1980 code for a protein of 659 amino acids. Gene Ontology annotation, molecular function: phosphatidylinositol binding.
AUGCCUCCCUCCCUUUGGGUUAAGACAAAAGGGACCUCCAAAAAGGGCUUCGAUAAGGCAUGGCAUGCCCUAGACAAGCUGGGGGAUCCCGUUAAUCGACUGUCCAACCGUGUUGGUGCUGAGGCCUUCUGGCCUAUGACCACGGACAAGGAAAGCGACAAAGCCGCUCGAAUACUACGCAGCUUUUGCAAAGAUGGCUUCUACGCCGACAACGAGACCGAUCGACAGAGCUCUGAGAGCGUCAUAAACAAGGAUACUGGCAAAAUCGAUAAACCCAAAGGCAAGCAGCGGGUGUUGAAGAAGAUCCCUACCAAGGUCAUCCAACAGGCCAAGGGUUUAGCGAUCUUUACAACUAUGCGUACGGGUCUAUGGCUCAGUGGCUCCGGUGGUAGUGGUGUCCUUCUGGCCCGUAUUCCCGAAACAGGCGAAUGGAGUCCGCCGUCCGGUAUCAUGUUGCACACUGCAGGUGUAGGGUUUCUCGCAGGCAUUGAUAUCUACGACUGUGUGGUUGUGAUCAAUACCUACGAAGCUCUCGAGGCAUUUAAGAAGGUCCGCUGUACAUUAGGCGGAGAAGUUAGUGCUUCAGCUGGGCCUGUUGGAAUGGGUGGUGUGCUCGAGUCGGAAGUCCAUAAGAGGCAAGCUCCCAUUUGGACUUAUAUGAAGAGUCGGGGGUUAUAUGCAGGCGUCCAAGUGGAUGGUACUAUAAUAAUCGAGCGAACCGACGAAAACGAACGGUUCUACGGUGAACGCAUUUCUGUGACUGAUAUCUUGGCUGGGAAGGCCAGACACCCUCCUGCAUCCAUUCAACCUCUCCUUCAAACAAUAAAAGCAGCACAGGGAGAUACGGAUGUGAACGAGGAUUUGCUUCCUCCACCGGGGGAAACACCCGGGGAUGUGGAGCUAGAGCCAACUCCAGCAUUCGGCAUUCCAGAUCCAGAGGAUCCAGAUCCGUUUGGCGUCAAAGCUUUGGAAGCUGAAGGUCUGUUCAUCCGCGAGGCUGGUUCUAGAGCCCGACCAACCCAUGACGUCUUCGAGUUUAAACCGAACCCGAAUAGUCCUGUCUAUGCAACUUUCCGGCGAAGUAUGGAGAGCUCGCAGCGUAACAGCUGGCGGACUAGCGUCCAGAGCUAUGUCAGUCAAGACCGAGGUACCCAAACUUUCGAUGAACCUUCCACUGCGCCGACUUCUCUCAGUCGUGCGUCUUCGACGAGCCAUAGGGAUUUCUCAGAACCCAAGGACUCGAUUCCGUCGGAUAACGAGGGACACUGGGAGACAGUCAUCCCUGAGCACCACGAGGCAAACUUCCGCAGCCAGGAUAAAAGUCUACAGGAAAAUUUUAUCGACGAUGAAGACUUUGAAGUACACGAAGUCAGCAGCGCCAGAAUCUCCAGGCCCGACAGCGCUACUGGAUCUCCCGUGUCAUCAGAGCCUCCAACAACGUUGGGUGAACCAAUGCGCCAGUCGCCUCCUACUUUCACCCGCGCUCGCCUUGUUACUAUUGCCAAGAGGCAACCUCCAUCGCUUCCUCCGCGGAACCCUUACCGAGCGUCGACCUCGACUUCCACUCCCGCCUCGCCUAUUCCUUGGGCUUCGUCCGAUGAUAACCGAUCCGUAACCUCCAUCUCUACUCGCGCCUCUCUCGGUGGGGCCGCUGCAGCGACUGACAGCGGUAAGAAAGACUCGAGCGCAGGCGCAUCAUCUGUCGACGAGACAUCUGAGUCACACAAGGCGUCUGGCAGUAAAGAUGACGAGUUCCACUCCGAAAUCGGCACGCAAAACGAGCAUUCUCGCUCAGCGACUCCCGAAGACAAGCUUGAUGCGACUUUUGCCGAAGGAAAGGCCACUGAGGAGAAUGUCACCGAGGCGAAGGCCACUGAAGAAAAAGCCAGCAAGGGAAAAGCCAGCGAAGAAAAAGUCACCGACGAAGAGGACAAGAAACUAUCGCAAGACGAAGUCUCAGCCGCAGAAACGCAUACCUAA